Anopheles stephensi (Asian malaria mosquito) is the source of this 800-nucleotide messenger RNA. Its product is annotated as probable RNA-binding protein EIF1AD. Gene Ontology annotation, cellular component: nucleus. The transcript has a single exon. Bases 136 to 669 code for a protein of 177 amino acids. The record is from RefSeq and is a predicted model, not a curated record. Gene Ontology annotation, biological process: translational initiation. Lineage: Eukaryota; Metazoa; Arthropoda; Insecta; Diptera; Culicidae. Gene Ontology annotation, molecular function: translation initiation factor activity; RNA binding.
ACUUGUUUGUUUACGUUUCUCCUUUUGACAGUUCGCUGUGCGUGCAUCGGUGGAUGCUGGCAGUUUUCCAACGCGCGUUUCAUUGUGUGCUUCGAUGCGAUUGCUUUAAAGAUAAUUCAAAAUACAAUUUUCACCAUGUCCCGUGUAACGAAAAUAAAGCAUGUGCUGAAGGAGCAAGAGGCGGACGAUUUCGACCUACCCAAAGACAACCAACAGAUUGUGCGUAUCGUUGCCAGCCGGGGCAACAACCUGCACGAGGUCGAGACGGCACAGGACGGCGAGGAGCGGUUCCUCGUUUCGAUGCCGGUAAAGUUUCGCAAAAAUGUGUGGAUCAAGCGGGGCGAUUUCGUGCUGGUGGAACCGAUCGAGGAGGGCAACAAGGUGAAGGCUGAAAUCUGCCGCAUUCUCACACCGGAACACGUCAAGGUGUUCGAGAAGGAAGGCGUUUGGCCACGAAAGUUUAGCAAAAAGCGCGACCUGGAGGAGGAUUUAGAUGAGGAUGGACUGUUUCGGAACACGAACCGCAAAUUUCUGGCCCAGAGUUCCGAUGACGGCGAGGAGGAUGAAGAGGAUACGGAGGACGAUGCCGAGGAAGGCGAGGAUGAUGAGGAAGCGACUGCCCGGGAGACGAUCGAUGCGGCACAAAAACAGUCACCGAGUGACCGAUAGAUGAGCGCCCGUCGUGUUUCGAUUGGCAAACGGCAGUGUGGCGUUCGGUAUUAUGCGACGAUGCGUUUAUUGUUUUAUCUGAUAAGAAGUAUCAAAAACUGCUGAAGAUACACAUAUUUGUACAUUUGUAA